Sclerotinia borealis F-4128 is the source of this 495-nucleotide messenger RNA. NCBI's taxonomy places the organism in Eukaryota, Fungi, Ascomycota, Leotiomycetes, Helotiales, Sclerotiniaceae. The record is from the annotation of a GenBank genome assembly.
AUGAAUCCUUUGCAAAAGAACAAGGUCGAUAUUGCAUCCCUCUCCCCAGAUGAGCAACGACUCUUCCGUCUCUAUGGAAAACUCCCCAGCAAAGCCGAUCAUCUAGCCAAACAACUCAAGGAACGUAAAUACUUCGACUCUGGCGAUUAUGCACUCUCCAAAGCCGGCAAAGCCUCUUCUGUCGAUACUGGCAGCGUUGGCUCCGAACACCCUCUUCCAGAAAAUAUCCCGCAUCUCUCGUCUCCCAGCGUUAGCAGCGCCGCACAAGGUGGUUCUGGCAAUACAAAUGUUGGUCCUGGAUCCGCACAUCAUGGCAGUAUUGCGGGAUUGGGAUUGGGUCAACAAAGUGGAAGUCCAGUGAAGGAAAGCAGUUUUUUGCAUCGGGAGACGAGUGUUGAUGAGUCAGACAAGAAGAAUGAUGAAAACACACAGCAAGCAGGGGAUGGUAGUGUCAGUCCACCGCCGGUCAAGGGAGGUAUUCCAAUCAACGGUUGA